GCACAUCCAGAGGAGCAUUCAGAGCAGCAGGUCGUUAAAAAAUUCAGUCUUCUUUUAAUACAAAUGUUCGUCGACUGUGGUCAAAGUCAGAAAAACAGCAGUCAUGAAAUUGCACCAGACUCUCCGGAAUGUCAGCAAGUUCAGAUCCGUUUUCGACUUCGGUGGACGGGAAGUGGCUCACUGGUUCCCCGGACACAUGGCUAAAGGACUGAGGCAGAUGAGAGCCAGCCUGAAGAGUGUGGACUGCAUCAUAGAGAUCCACGAUGCCAGAAUCCCCCUCUCCGGAAGAAACCCAGAGUUUCAGGAGAGUCUCAGCGUCAGACCACAUCUGCUCAUUCUCAACAAAAUGGACCUCGCUGAUCUUUCCAAGAAGCAGAGCAUCCUGAAGAAGCUGGAAAAACGUGGGGUGAGAAAUGUUCUCUUCACCGACUGUUUAAAGCAGAGAGAUGAAAACGUCAAAAAGUUGGUGCCAAUGGUCGUGAAAGUUAUCGAGAGCGAAGCACGAUUUAACAGAGAAGAGAACACAAAUUAUUGCAUGAUGGUGAUUGGGGUGCCCAACGUAGGGAAAUCAUCUCUAAUCAACUCGUUAAGAAGGACAAACUUGAAAAAAGGUCGUGCAUCUCGAGUAGGAGGGGAACCAGGUAUCACUAAAGCAGUCUUGACUAGGAUUCAGGUGUGUGAGCGACCCAUAAUGCACCUGUUGGACACACCUGGGGUCUUGCCCCCUAAGAUUGAGAGCAUUGAAACAGGCAUGAAGCUGGCUUUAUGUGGAACUAUCCUGGACCAUUUAGUGGGUGAAGACAUUAUUGCAGACUACUUACUUUAUUCUCUAAACAGGCUUGAGAAGUUCAGUUAUGUCGAGAAAUACGACCUCCAAGAGCCGAGCGAUGACAUACAGAAUGUCCUUAAACGCAUCGCUGUGAAACUUGGAAAGACUCAACGGGUCAAAGCCAUCACUGGAGUUGGUAACAUUACCGUCACUGUCCCAAACUACACGGCAGCCGCGUACAAUUUCAUACGAGCCUUCAGGAAAGGAGAGCUGGGACAAGUCAUGCUGGACUGAUGGAGCCUUUUU
Messenger RNA from Labrus mixtus (cuckoo wrasse), 1075 nucleotides. RefSeq names its product mitochondrial ribosome-associated GTPase 1 (gene mtg1). The coding region runs from base 104 to 1063 and encodes 319 amino acids. Lineage: Eukaryota; Metazoa; Chordata; Actinopteri; Labriformes; Labridae. The record is from RefSeq and is a predicted model, not a curated record. Gene Ontology annotation, cellular component: mitochondrion. Gene Ontology annotation, molecular function: GTP binding; GTPase activity. The transcript is spliced from 11 exons.